AGAUAAAAUUAAGAUAACAGCUAUUUGCAUCUCGGAUAAUCCCAUCCAUCUUAUAUUAAAAACGAGCGCGAUCAUUGCGAUCAAUUAUCACAUCAAAACGAACGAACAAAAUGCGCGCGGUAGCCGUCUUAUCGCUCCUCUGCCUUGUCGCGGCCUCCUCCUGCCAGAGCCACGACCUUGACAAACUGAUGGUAACCGUACUGGUCCUCGGGCAGACCACGUACGGAGACGUCGUCUUAUACAAGGUCAACGCAUAUAAAUAUGGCUUCCCUUUCUUCGUGAGGACCAGCAUCAUUAAAUACCCGGAGCGUGGGAAGUAUAACUUCGCCUACAUAAGAGCUAUCCACAUUAAAGACAACGAUUAUGAUGGCUCAGGAGGAUACCCGUCGAUUUCCGCUGGAGGCAUUGGACAGCGGUUUGUGAAGGUCAAGUUGAAGUCCCAGCGAGGCGGCGGGUUGAACUUCACGGUGACCAUCUACGGACGAUAUUUAUUUCCUUUUUAAUGAUGUGCGCCUGGUGCAUUU
Molecule: messenger RNA, 524 nt
Organism: Cydia amplana
Lineage: Eukaryota; Metazoa; Arthropoda; Insecta; Lepidoptera; Tortricidae
Exons: 2
Coding region: 111-503 (130 amino acids)
Source: RefSeq, a predicted model, not a curated record